AUGAAUGACCCUUUCGCCAGGAUGGGGUCCCCAGGGCCCCUGGAUUCCACGGACUCUUCCCGCGGCCUGGGGCGCGCCGAGUCCUUUCCGCGCGACGCGGGGCGCGUGGGUCCUCUGGCCCCUGGAACCCCAGAUAUCGCGACGGCGAGGACGAGCGGAAGCCUGGGCAGCGGCCACGGGGACGGGUCGGCAGGCCCGGCCGGGGCGAACCUGGGCUGUGAGUCCUGGGUCAGAGAGAAAGUGCUCUUUCUCCUGCACCCGGAGAGGUGGUUAGGGACUCGCGGGGACCCUGCACGGGAAGAAGUGGCCGGUGAGGGGGAUCUUCCUAGGGCGGGCGGAGACGACCACGACCAGGCCCCCGACUGCCCUUCUCCCGUAUUUCAACGAGAAAAGCGAAUUCCUGGCGGGCGUGUAGCCGCCCCCUCCGGAGCCGCGCCGCGGGACCCCGCAGCCCCACCCAGAUCUGUGCUCGUGCGGGUCGUGGACUAUGAGGUGACGCAGGAAGUGCUGCGGACCGCAUGGACCAAGGGUUGCAUGACCACGAGGACCGAGGAGCACUCCAUGACCGCGGUCACUUUCCGCACCAGUAAGGAGUGA
This is a messenger RNA of Carlito syrichta (Philippine tarsier), 597 nucleotides long. It is a transcript of the gene CUNH6orf141, whose product is annotated as chromosome unknown C6orf141 homolog. The record is from RefSeq and is a predicted model, not a curated record. The transcript has a single exon. NCBI's taxonomy places the organism in Eukaryota, Metazoa, Chordata, Mammalia, Primates, Tarsiidae. Bases 1 to 597 code for a protein of 198 amino acids.